GGCGGGGAGGGGUAGUCUGCGAGGGGAGCGAGCGGGUGGCAGCCAUGGGGCCGGUGCUGAAGGCGGGCGUCCUGCUGCUCAUCGCCCUGCUCGGCCUGGGGACGGCGAAGGAGACAAACUCCCCUCCGAAGGUGGAGGUGUACUCCCGCAAACAUGCCUCAAGCGGAGAGGAAAACGUCCUUAACUGCUUCGUGAGUGGCUUCCACCCUCCGAAGAUUAAUAUCACCCUCCUCAAGAACGGGGAGCCCAUGACCGGUGUGCAGUACGCGGACAUGUCCUUCAACGACAAGUGGCUUUUCCAGCGCCUGGUGUACGCACCGUUCACCCCCAGGAAGGACGACGUCUACGUUUGCAGGGUGGACCAUUCUGCCUUCAAAGAGCCACAGUCUUUCCGUUGGGAUGCAGACAUGUAAGCGGUGUCUGAGAUAAUCAUGGUUUGAAAAAUUCUGCUUUGCAAGUCAAAAUCUUCUUGAGCUUCUCUCCUUUACAUCUUGCUUCUGGAUAUGAAGAAUAGCACUUGUGUAUUAACAAGGAAUUCUGCAGUGAAGCUUGUCAAUACAUCAUUUAUCUAAAGUGGCACACGAGCACGUAUUUAUAAAUAUCCACAUUACUGAUUAAAAAAAAUUGUAGCUCUUCAGUGCUCUGAAUUGUAUGAGAUUUUUGUCUUUAAUAAAAUUGGAGAACCUUAGUGGGGUCCUUAAAAAGUUU
Messenger RNA from Athene cunicularia (burrowing owl), 708 nucleotides. RefSeq names its product beta-2-microglobulin (gene B2M). The record is from RefSeq and is a predicted model, not a curated record. Gene Ontology annotation, molecular function: MHC class II protein complex binding. The transcript is spliced from 4 exons. The coding region runs from base 45 to 413 and encodes 122 amino acids. Lineage: Eukaryota; Metazoa; Chordata; Aves; Strigiformes; Strigidae. Gene Ontology annotation, cellular component: MHC class II protein complex. Gene Ontology annotation, biological process: immunoglobulin production involved in immunoglobulin-mediated immune response; antigen processing and presentation of exogenous peptide antigen via MHC class II; peptide antigen assembly with MHC class II protein complex.